UAAUGACUUAAUGACGUUCGAGUUCUGUCAAAUGGAUAGAAUCGAACCUCAUAAAAGUGAAUGAUAUAUUUUCUCUUCUAUUAUUUUUGCAUUUCAGUGAAAUGUGACUAAUACUGAUCACAAUUGUCGAGAUACUAUGGGCCUUUUAUGUGAUUCUAGUGACUCGGCACGCUAUUUACGCGCGUUCAGACACUGGCAGUGCUUGUAGAAUGAUAACGACUUAUCUUUAGCGCUCAUAAUUUGCAUUCGAAGAUGGGUAACCAAAAUAGUUGCUGUUGUUACCGGAGCCCUUCGCCGAUCCGGAAGGAUGUCGUGAAGCUGGAGGACUACCUGCCGGAGGGGGAGGUCAGUUCUAAUAACAUCCAGCACAUCAGCGAGCGCGAGCCGGAUGACGGCGAUAUCGACCCUUCGCAAGAUCCUAUAGCCAAAACCAUCUUCAUGGAAAGGUCUAAGGCGUCUAUAGAGAACGGCAUCACCAGAAAGCGCAGCCAGCACCAGAUUGCGGACAACAAACUCAAAAAAAGUAGUUCUUGCUCUACCAUCUAUUUAGAUGAUAGUACUGUGUCACAACCUAAUUUGAAGAAUACUGUGAAGUGUGUAGCCUUGGCCAUCUAUUACCAUAUCAAGAAUCGAACAUCUGAACGUAGACACGACAUUUUUGAUGAGAAACUACACCCACUCAGCAAGGAAGGGGUGAGUGAUGACUAUGAUAAAUAUAAUCCUGAGCACAAACAGAUAUAUAAGUUUGUAAGAACCUUAUUUAAUGCAGCACAACUAACAGCGGAAUGCGCCAUCAUCACACUGGUCUACUUGGAGCGCCUCCUCAUCUGUGCUGAAUUAGAUAUUGCACCAUCUAAUUGGAAAAGAAUAGUUUUAGGAGCCAUAUUGUUGGCCAGUAAGGUGUGGGAUGACCAGGCUGUCUGGAAUGUAGAUUACUGCCAAAUUCUAAAAGACAUAACUGUAGAAGAUAUGAAUGAAUUGGAGAGGCAGUUUUUAGAAAUGCUACAGUUCAAUAUUAAUGUUCCAUCUAGUGUGUAUGCUAAAUACUAUUUUGAUCUGCGCACACUUGCCGAGGCGAAUGACCUCGCUUUUCCCAGUGAACCAUUGAGUAAGGAGAGAGCACAGAAAUUAGAAGCUAUGUCACGAGUCAUGGAAGAUAAAAUAUCUGCUGAAAUUGCCAAGAAUGGCAUAAAGAAAUGGUCAAGCUUAGACAAUGUCAAUUCAGGUGCUGGUGUGAGGAGAAGUGUGGCCAUAUUGUCUUAAAUCAGUAGUCAUGAGCCAAAACCUUUCAAAAAAGUAAAGCAACCACUUUGGAGUAUGUAUUUGUGUAUUUUGUAUGAAUAUAUUCAAAUUAUAUUUCGAAAUUUUGCACAAGAUUCAUAAUUUGAACUGUAGCCUUCAUUUUGCUAAGUUGACCAGAAACAGGUCUCGAUCAUAUUUUUAAGAUCUGACUUAAGGCAAAUUAUUAGUUCAGUGUUUAUGAGACAUUUUUUUGUGGAAAGCCAAUUAAUAGCUGUGACUGCGUGUGGCAGUCGUACCCUAUAAUCCUUAUGUAAUAUUGUAUUGAUGUUAGUCAUGAAAAUGAAAGACUUACAAGCGGUCCAAUAAUUGUUUUUAAUACAACAUAACUCUUAAUUCUUACAAUAUUUUAUUAUAAUUUAUUAAUGUUUUAUCAUAAUACAUUUUAUGUUUACCUUAUCAUAUAUUGGCUUCCAAUUAAUUUUAUUCUUAGUCCAUUAGAAGCACUAUUUAUAAAUAUAGGUUGCUUCCUAAACUAUGCUACUUAGUAAUAAAUAAUUAGAUUUUAUUAGGUAGUGCAUCUGCAUUUGACUGAAAUGAAAUAAAUCUUGUGAUUGUGGAAUGAAUGUUGUAGUCGACAGCUGUGCUUUUGUAAUUAUUUUACAUUGUAACAAUGCAUUUAGAAAUUCAAGCUAGUUCAUAAACAAAAAUAUGCCAAAUUGUUAUUUUGUAUAUCAAAUUAUAUUGACAGACAUACAUUUUAUUUCAAUAGUUAUGAAUUAAUAGAAGUUUGUAUUCAAAUUAAAUGUUAUUCCAUUAUUAGUAUACAAAUCAAUUGCUGUAUUAUAAUUUCACACAACCAAUACUUUAUGUAUCUCUUAAAUAACUAAGCGAAAAUAAACAUUUUAUAUGAGACUUUUAAUUGA
Messenger RNA from Cydia fagiglandana, 2165 nucleotides. RefSeq names its product cyclin-Y-like protein 1 (gene CycY). Gene Ontology annotation, molecular function: protein kinase binding; cyclin-dependent protein serine/threonine kinase activator activity. The transcript is spliced from 2 exons. Gene Ontology annotation, cellular component: plasma membrane. Bases 253 to 1263 code for a protein of 336 amino acids. Gene Ontology annotation, biological process: regulation of cyclin-dependent protein serine/threonine kinase activity; regulation of canonical Wnt signaling pathway. Lineage: Eukaryota; Metazoa; Arthropoda; Insecta; Lepidoptera; Tortricidae. The record is from RefSeq and is a predicted model, not a curated record.